AUGGGCGACGCCGCGGCGACGAGACUUGAAGUCCCCCAAUCCCGUAGACUGCGCCACAACGACACGUGGCAUGGCGAGUCGCUCGAUCGCGUGUCGAUCCCGAGGGCGCGGACCGACGUCGCUCGCUCGUCGCAUCAUCUGUCGCCUCGAGAAGCGCCGCGACUGCAGCUUCACCACGCAGCGGCAGGCCCUGGCGGACAGCGCGCCGAGCCGGCCUCUUGCGCUCCCCAUCACCCCUCGCCUCGCUCGUCCGGCGGAGGCGCCGCGACUCGAGGCAUACUGAAGAGCGGUUCGGACCCAGAUCUGGCGACUAGAGAGUCCAAUUUUGCAAAAUCGACGUCGCUGACACGUGUCAUGCCCUCCGCAAACGCCGCUGCUGUCGACACGCGGCCCGUGCUCCAGGCGCAGCCGCAGCGUCCAGACAGGGUGAGCGGGCCGACGACGACGCUGAGCCGUCAGAUUCCGCGGCCAGCAGCCCUGGUGAUCGAUUGCGAUGCAGGCGAUUAUGAUGACGUGGCCGAGCCGCCCUUAUCAGCGAAGAACCACCACGCGUCGCCUGCUAACCACAGCCGCCAACUCCGCGAUAGGCGCAGCCCCGCUGAACCCGGCGCCAAGCACCGCGAUUCCCCCCGCGGGGCAACCGUGGAAAGGGCGCAAGGGGGAAGACGCUCCGCCGUGGCGCAAGCCUCUUCCCCCUCCUCCACCUCGCCCCUGGACCCCGCAUACCCUUCCGCCACCUCCCCACGCUUCCCCUGCGCCAUCCCGUCGCCUCGUCUCAUCCCCAUGGCAGUUCCCACAGCCUAUCAGCAAUCGCCACGUCAGCAGGUGCUUCCAACAGCCUCUCUGGGCGGCAUUUCCCCUGCAAUUCACCGGCAAUCAACCAUCGCCACGAGCAGUCCGGCUGGGCAGAUGGAACGGCGGAGGCAGGAGCAUGCUACUGAAAGAGGGGGGCAGAGGAGGGGCAGCAAUGGCGGAGGCGGCAGCAGGCGGCAGCUGAGCCGCUUCCACACGUGGGACAGCGUGCAGCUCGACGGCGAGCCCACGCCGCAGAUAACACCUCCCCCGGUUCCCCCCUCCUGCCGUGAGCAUCGGCCCCGGAGGGGUUUCUCUGGCCGCCAGCACGUGGAGGUCCAGUCGGAGCAGCCGUGGGCUGAAGGCGCGGACUGGGAGGAGGGGGACUGGCGUGGCGCUGAUGGCGGUGGUGCUGGUGGUGGCGUGGCACAGGCGUCGGCAGCUCCGCAUGCUGCAACGCCCUGCACGGGGCCCGUGACUCGGUGCCGCUCGCACUCGCUCCACCUCAUGCAGCCUGCUGUAGCGGAGCAUCCCCUUGCACAGCAUGCCAUAGCGGAGCAUCUUGCUGCGCAGCAUCCUAUACCGCAGCAUCUCAUAGCGGGGCAUGCCAUGUCAGAGGAUCCAACUGCGCGCCACUGCCACACACACUCCCUUGAUCGCCGCCCUGCGCCCUCCACGCUGCUCCCGGACUGCCGCCUCCCCCGGCGCGCAGCAUGUGACGAGCGGACCGUGCGACACGCACGUGCAGUUUCGCAUGGCGGUCAGGGUUUGGCCGUGCAGAGAGUGGGGGAGAUGGCCGGGGCGGGAGAGAAUAUGCGGUGGGUGGGGGGGGGAGAGUGGGGGGGAAGAGCAGGGACGCAAGUGCAGCAUGCUGCCUUUGUCCCGGACCUUGGAGAUGGGCCGCGUCGGAAGCAGACCCGGAAGACAGACUCGUUUCAGCAUUGCUCUGCUGUCGGUGAUGACAGCAAGCAACGGACCCGGCCACCAGGGAGAUCUAAUGGGCAGGGAUCCGGUGAAGAUGCUGACGCAGGGGGGGUGAGGGGGAGUGAGAGCAAGGGGAGUUUCAAGAGCAGGGAGAAGCCCAAAAGCAAGCUGCAGAGAUCGCUGAGUGACGAUGAUGAGGAGGAGGAACAGGCCGAGGUUGUGAGACCGAGUCGUGAUCGCAGUAGCAAAGCUGUGCAGCAGGGGAAAAAGGGUGCUUCACUGAAAGUCUCCAAGUCCAAGUGA
Closterium sp. Naga37s-1 is the source of this 2019-nucleotide messenger RNA. The record is from the annotation of a GenBank genome assembly. NCBI's taxonomy places the organism in Eukaryota, Viridiplantae, Streptophyta, Zygnematophyceae, Desmidiales, Closteriaceae.